AUGUACGCAUAUGUAUCCGAUGAUGUCCUUGAAAUUGUACUUAUUGAGGCGAUGAUGACUUAUUUUGAUUGUUAUUUUCCAAUAGAAUCUGUUGAUGUGUGUUCUAAUAUCAAUAGUAGUCGGUCGCUGUGGUUGAUUACAUUUGGAAAUGGUUCAGAGAAGCUUUCUGACAGUGUACCCUCCACUUUCAAUUUCAAAACGACAUACGAACAAACGAGAAACGUCAAAAAUAUAGAUGUUGGGCAGUUUAUUUUGAUAAAUACAGUACCGAGCGCUUCCUAUACUAGUUGGCAUGUUGGAGCGAAGGACCAUACAUUAAAUGAUAGUAACGGGUACAUGAUGGUAGUCAAUGUGGCUUCCUCUGGACCCACCAAGCUACUUGAGAUCACUGUGGAUCACCUCUGUAUGGGAUUGCAAUACGAAUUUUCCGCUUAUUUGGCAAAUGUAAAUAAGCAGGGAGCAAAACAAGAGAGGCCAAAUGUUUGGUUCGAAGCACAUGCAGCAACAGCCAAUCAGACAAUACUUAAUAAAUCAUCGACUGGCGAUUUGCCUGAACUGGCGAAUUUUACGUGGUCAAAACACACACUUCUGUUUAAAACGAAUACCAGUUCAGUGAUUUUGUCAAUGAUUCCAUAUGAUCAUGGUAGUGAUGGGAGGAACCUAGCUAUUGAUGACAUAGAAUUACGCGUUUGUUCAAAUAUAUCAUCCGAAUUUGUUCCAUUAGAAAAAGAGCUAACUACAACAGAACGUCAAGCAUCGUCUACGACAACACAACAGACAAGGACAUCUCAACAUGAUACAACAAUAAAUAGCCAAGAAAGUUCAACAAUUACCAUAUCGACAGAGGCGUCAACUACGCAAGGUAUGCGAUUAGGAAAAUAUUAUAAUAAAUUAACCGUCAUUUUUUUAAAGAAUAGUCCAUGUGACAUGAGAGAGCCAUGUCAAAAUAACAGUACAUGUGUGAACAAUAACACCGCACUGCAUGGAUACAUUUGUUUAUGCCCACCUAAUAUUACUGGUGUGCAUUGUGAACAUGAUCAUCGAUUCUGUAUGUCGCAUAUUUGUCUAAAUAAUGGUGUGUGCAAUGAAACAUCACGGACAUGUGUGUGUUCCGAUGGGUGGAGAGGUGCACAUUGUGAAUGGCUAAUCAAUCUUUGCGAAAAAGAUAGAAUAACAUGUUCGAAGAAUGGUGUUUGCCGACCAUUGCUAGUUAAUUACACAUGCGAAUGUUUCAGUAGUUAUUCUGGUCGACAUUGUGAACUCAUGGUAACGAAAAUUCGUAUUUUAAAAAUUGUUAGCAAAUCAGUUUCAUUCGUUGCCAUUCUUAUUCUUGUAAUUUUCAUUCUGUUUAUCAUUAUCAUGGAUGUCUUGAAAUAUUGUUUUGGUAUGGAUCUAACGCGUGAAGAAUUACAACGGUAUCGACGUGAAAAACAAGCAAGAAAACAAAAGCGGCCCGUUGUUCAACGAUUUACUUAUGUGGACAAACCGACAGCGAUGAAAGACACAUCAGUUUAA
Messenger RNA from Adineta ricciae, 1515 nucleotides. Lineage: Eukaryota; Metazoa; Rotifera; Eurotatoria; Adinetida; Adinetidae. The record is from the annotation of a GenBank genome assembly.